AUGUAUACACCUUCUGUAUGGUCUCCUAAUGGCUGGACUUGGGCAAAAGAAACAAUUCCCCCUCAUAAGCUUAGAAGAUCGAUAGAAAUUACAAGAUAACCCAUUUUCUCAGCUAUUUCCCUAUAAAAAUCUAUUUUUUCCUUAUAAAUUAGCUACUUUCCAAUCAAUUUCCUUAACUAUUAAUUAUAAAAAGAUAUACAAUAACUCCAAUAGCAUUACGAAUGAAUUUAAAACAAUUGUCCCUAACAGAUGAGAAGAAAACGGAUGAAGAUAUGACGAAUCCAGCAUAAAUUACUUAAAAAAGCACAGAAGUUCUUCAAUCACAAGAACCACGCUUCCUCAAAUAGGCGAAUUCAUUACAACAAACCAAAAAUUUUUUUCAAAAUCUCCCCAUAAGAAAGAAAAAUUAUUUACUAAUUUUUCGCCAAAAAAGAGGCAAGUGACAUUAGGCGGAGUUUUAGGAAAUUUCAUCAAUUAA
This is a messenger RNA of Blepharisma stoltei, 478 nucleotides long. NCBI's taxonomy places the organism in Eukaryota, Ciliophora, Heterotrichea, Heterotrichida, Blepharismidae. The record is from the annotation of a GenBank genome assembly.